Messenger RNA from Pocillopora verrucosa, 933 nucleotides. The record is from RefSeq and is a predicted model, not a curated record. Lineage: Eukaryota; Metazoa; Cnidaria; Anthozoa; Scleractinia; Pocilloporidae.
AUGGCCAAUUCUGACAGUACAAGUACAGAUGAAUUUGAGAAUCCAAAAGUAGAAAACGCAGAGAAAGCGAAGUGCAAAGUACGAGAAAUAUUCGGAGAUGAAACGACCAAGGCCUUCGAAGCUGAAGAAUUGUUAAACGAAGAAAGAAUUAAGGAUUUGAUGACAAGAGAUGCUGAUACCCCAAUCUUUGGCAGGCUUGGCCUGACAUAUGGAAAAGCUGUUCGCUUCAAAGCCGAAUUUAAAAAACUCUUUUCUGAACGAAAGAUCGUCUCUGGAAGAAGGGCAUCACCUGCAAAUGUAAAACCUCGAAUGGAGGAUAUAGCCUUCUUCUCCCCGGAACAAAAGAGCGCCUACCUACUAAAACGGAAAAGGAUUGGAAUGUUAGCAUCAACCCAAUGGAAGGGAGUUGUACCAAAGUGCAAUAAUCCCAAGGCAAAAGCAGAGUUGGCAAGUUUUGCUUCUGAAAUUACUCCCCAGUGUGGUAUGCCAGAAGUAGGAUUUAACGAAGAGGGAAUCGUAAAACAUGUGCAGGCCUACUUCAACGAACAACGAAGGUAUAGGAGGAAAAAAUCUGAUUCAAAGAGAAAAUGUUUGAGUGAUGAAGAUCCCAAGCUUCCUGAACUACAUGAAGAUGUGCUAACUUCUGUGUCAGAGAGUGAUAAUGAUGCAUGCAAAAGAGUCAAGUCUGUUCAAAAGGUCAGUCUUGGAGAAGGUGACACUGAAAUACAGUCACAAGAAAGUGACGAUGACAUGACAGUGUCAACUGUUUCAGUUGAUUCAACGGAGGACUCUGUGGAGGAGGCCAGAGAUGCAUCAACAGCAAUGGAUGGUGUUCCCAAGUUAAAGCGUGCUGUUGAGAAAAUUACAGUUAGUCUGUCACUAAAGGGUUAUCAGAUGAUUGUUAAAUCAGUAUUUCGUGAACAGCUCGAUUGA